CGAGCCUCUCUGACAUCACCAGAGAGGAAGCUGCACUCCAGCUGGUCCUGGUUCUGGUUCUGAUCCUGAUCCUGAUCCUGGUUCAGGUCCUGGUCCUGAUGGGGUCAGACGGGGCCGCGGGUUCGGCCCAGGUCCGCCUACAGGUGGUGUCGGACUCGGAGCUGUCCUUCCCCGGGUCUCCGUACUCCGUGUCGGUGCUGCAGGUCGGCUACUGCGUCCCCCAGAGCGACGGCUCCUGCCGGGCCGACGGCUCCGUCAGCCUGCUGACGGGCCCCAGCACCGUGCUGGUGGACACCGGGGGCCCCUGGGGCCGGGACUCCCUCCUGCAGGCCCUGGGCCGGAGGGGCGUGCAGCCCCGGGACGUCCACGUGGUGGUGGGGACGCACGGACACUCGGACCACGUGGGGAACCUGAACCUGUUCCCGGAAGCGCUCACGGUGGUGGGCUGUGACGUCAGCCAGGGGGACCGAUACCUGUCCAGCGGGCUGGGGGAGGGACAGGUGUACCGCCUGGACGACCACGUGAGCAUCGUCCCCACGCCAGGACACAGCGGUCAGGACGUCAGCGUCCAGGUGACGGGGACCUCUGCCGGCACCGUGCUCGUUGCAGGGGACUUAUUUGAGUGCUGCUCUGAUGAGAACACUUGGAGGGACGUGAGUUUGAACCCUCAGCUACAAGAGGUGAACCGACAGAAGGCCCUGGGGACCGCUGAUGUCAUCGUCCCGGGACACGGACUUCCUUUCAGAGUCCUGAGGGACUGAUGACGCCGUGAGGAGGGUUGGUUGAUCUGACAUGUUGGUGGAGGCCGAGGACACGCCCCUGUAUGCGGACGACACCGUCCAUUCGUGGAGGACCCGCUCACCUCAGGUGUUCCAACCCCAAUCUAGAAAAUAAAGUUAUUUUCAGAAGCU
Molecule: messenger RNA, 911 nt
Organism: Cololabis saira (Pacific saury)
Lineage: Eukaryota; Metazoa; Chordata; Actinopteri; Beloniformes; Belonidae
Gene: mblac1
Product: metallo-beta-lactamase domain containing 1
Exons: 2
Coding region: 99-761 (220 amino acids)
Source: RefSeq, a predicted model, not a curated record